AUGGGGGAUGCUGAGAUGGCAGUGUUUGGGGCUGCAGCCUCGUACCUGCGAAAAUCAGACAGAGAGCGUCUAGAGGCGCAGACACGUCCAUUUGACAUGAAGAAGGAAUGUUUUGUGCCUGACCCUGUUGAGGAGUUUGUCAAGGGAACCAUUGUUAGUCGAGACGGAAGCAAUGUGACGGUAGACGCCCAAAAUGGGAAGACAGUCACUGUCAAAGACACCCAGAUUCUGCAACAGAAUCCUCCCAAAUUUGACAAGAUUGAGGACAUGGCCAUGCUAACCUUCCUUCAUGAGCCUGCUGUGCUGUACAACCUCAAAGAGCGUUAUGCAGCAUGGAUGAUCUAUACCUACUCUGGGCUGUUCUGUGUCACUGUCAACCCCUAUAAGUGGCUGCCAGUGUAUAAUCAGGAGGUGGUUCUAGCAUACAGGGGAAAGAAGAGGAGUGAAGCUCCUCCCCACAUCUAUUCCAUCUCUGACAAUGCUUAUCAAUACAUGUUGGCUGACCGUGAGAACCAGUCUAUCCUGAUCACUGGAGAAUCUGGUGCUGGGAAGACUGUAAACACCAAAAGGGUCAUCCAAUACUUUGCCAGCAUUGCGGCUAGUGGUGGAAAGAAGGAGCUGACUGCUCAAAGCAAGGGUACUCUAGAGGAUCAAAUUAUCCAGGCUAAUCCUGCUCUGGAGGCUUUUGGCAAUGCCAAGACCAUCAGAAAUGACAACUCCUCAAGAUUUGGUAAAUUCAUCCGAAUUCACUUUGAUACAAGGGGAAAACUAGCAUCAGCUGAUAUUGAAACAUAUCUCUUGGAGAAGUCUCGUGUCAUUUUUCAGCUCAGAGCUGAAAGAGACUAUCACAUCUUCUAUCAGAUACUGUCAAAUAAAAAACCUGAGAUACUUGAGAUGCUGCUGGUAACAAAUAACCCCUAUGAUUAUUCAUUUAUCUCUCAGGGAGAGACCACUGUUCCCUCAAUUGAUGAUGCUGAAGAAUUAAUGGCAACAGAUAAUGCAUUUGAUGUACUGGAUUUCACACAAGAAGAAAAAAAUUCUGCAUACAAGCUAACAGGAGCCAUCAUGCACUACGGCAACAUGAAAUUCAAGCAGAAACAGCGUGAGGAACAGGCAGAGGCAGAUGGAACUGAGGAUGCUGAUAAAGCAGCCUAUUUGAUGGGUCUCAAUUCUGCUGACCUCAUCAAGGGUCUUUGUCACCCCAGGGUCAAAGUAGGAAAUGAGUGGGUCACAAAGGGACAGAAUGUCCAACAGGUGAACUAUGCUGUCGGUGCCCUGUCCAAAGCAGUAUAUGAGAAGAUGUUCCUCUGGAUGGUGGUGAGAAUCAACCAAUCCUUGGAGACCAGGCAGCCUCGCCAGUACUUCAUAGGUGUACUAGACAUUGCUGGUUUUGAGAUCUUUGAAUUCAACACCUUUGAACAACUCUGUAUCAACUUUACCAAUGAGAAACUGCAACAGUUUUUCAACCACCACAUGUUUGUGCUGGAGCAAGAGGAGUACAAGAAGGAGGGGAUUGAAUGGGAGUUCAUUGACUUUGGCAUGGACUUACAGGCUUGCAUUGAUCUGAUUGAGAAGCCUAUGGGUAUCAUGUCCAUCCUUGAGGAGGAGUGCAUGUUCCCAAAAGCCAGUGACACCACCUUCAAAGCAAAGCUUUAUGACAACCACCUAGGAAAGUCUGCAAAUUUCCAGAAGCCCAGAAUUGUUAAGGGAAAACCAGAGGCUCAUUUUGCCCUGAUGCACUAUGCUGGUACUGUGGAUUACAACAUCAACAACUGGCUGGUGAAGAACAAGGAUCCUCUGAAUGAGACUGUUGUUGCACUGUAUCAGAAGUCCUCACUUAAGUUACUGGCUCUCCUAUUUGCAAACUACGCUAGUGCAGAGCAAGCCAUGGCUGACGCUGCCGCUGGAAAAAAAGAAAAGAAGAAAAAGGGAUCAUCUUUUCAGACAGUGUCUGCUCUCCACAGGGAAAACCUCAAUAAGCUGAUGACAAACUUGAGGUCAACUCACCCUCACUUUGUCCGCUGCAUCAUCCCCAAUGAGACUAAAACUCCAGGAGCUAUGGACAAUCCCCUGGUCAUGCACCAGCUACGCUGUAACGGUGUACUGGAAGGCAUCCGAAUCUGCAGGAAGGGCUUUCCCAACAGAAUCCUGUAUGGAGAUUUCAGACAAAGAUAUCGCAUCCUGAAUCCUGCUGCAAUACCAGACGGUCAGUUCAUAGAUAGCAGGAAGGGAGCAGAGAAAUUGUUGGCAUCACUUGACAUUGAUCACCAGCAGUAUAGGUUUGGGCACACCAAGGUAUUUUUUAAAGCUGGCCUACUGGGUCAACUGGAGGAGAUGAGAGAUGAGCGUCUGUCUAAAAUCAUUACUGCAAUCCAAGCUAGGUCUCGUGGUCUACUCUCAAGGAUUGAGUACCAAAAGAUGGUGGAACGAAGGGAUGCCUUGCUGGUAAUCCAGUGGAAUGUGCGUGCUUUCAUGGGAGUGAAGAACUGGCCUUGGAUGAAGUUGUACUUCAAAAUAAAGCCAUUACUCCGAUCUGCUGAAGCAGAGAAGGAAAUGGCCAACAUGAAAGAAGAGUUCUUGAAAUUGAAAGAGGCUUAUGCUAAAUCUGAAGCACGCAGGAAAGAACUUGAGGAGAAAAUGGUCACUCUUCUCCAAGAGAAGAAUGAUCUUCAGCUUCAAGUACAGACGGAGCAAGACAACCUCUGUGAUGCUGAAGAAAGGUGUGAGGGGCUGAUCAAAAGUAAGAUCCAACUUGAGGCAAAAGUGAAAGAGAUGACAGAGAGACUAGAGGAUGAAGAAGAGAUGAACGCAGAACUGACUGCUAAGAAAAGGAAACUGGAGGAUGAGUGCUCUGAGUUAAAGAAGGACAUUGAUGAUCUGGAACUAACUCUGGCUAAAGUGGAGAAAGAGAAGCAUGCCACUGAGAACAAGGUGAAGAACCUGACAGAGGAAAUGGCAGCUCUGGAAGAAAUCAUUGCCAAACUGACGAAGGAGAAAAAAGCUCUGCAGGAAGCUCACCAGCAAACACUGGAUGACCUACAGAGUGAGGAGGACAAAGUCAACACUCUAACCAAGGCCAAAGCCAAACUAGAGCAGCAAGUGGAUGAUCUAGAGGGAUCUCUAGAGCAAGAGAAAAAAAUUCGCAUGGAUCUUGAAAGGGCAAAAAGGAAGCUGGAGGGUGACUUAAAGUUGACCCAAGAAAACAUCAUGGACUUGGAAAAUGAUAAACAGCAGCUGGAGGAAAGACUUAAGAAGAAGGACUUUGAGAUCAGUCAGCUUAACAGUAAGAUUGAGGAUGAACAAAACAUAAUUGCCCAGCUCCAAAAGAAACUUAAGGAGCUACAGGCACGUGUAGAGGAGCUGGAGGAAGAGCUUGAGGCAGAAAGAGCUGCCAGAGCUAAGGUGGAGAAACAGAGAGCAGACUUAUCUCGGGAGUUGGAGGAAAUAAGUGAGAGGCUGGAGGAGGCUGGAGGAGCCACCGCCGCUCAGAUUGAGAUGAACAAGAAGAGAGAGGCUGAGUUUCAGAAACUUCGUAGAGAUCUUGAAGAGGCCACUCUGCAGCAUGAGGCCACAGCAGCAACACUGCGGAAGAAACAAGCUGACAGUGUGGCUGAUCUGGGAGAGCAGAUAGACAACCUGCAGAGAGUCAAACAGAAACUGGAAAAAGAGAAGAGUGAGCUCAGGCUGGAGUUAGAUGAUGUGGUUUCCAACAUGGAACAAAUCGUCAAGUCCAAGACAAAUCUGGAGAAGCUGAGUAGGACUCUGGAAGACCAGGUCAAUGAAUACCGCACUAAGGCUGAAGAAAAUCAGAGAGCCCUCAAUGACUUUGCUACUCAGAAAGCAAAACUUCAGGCGGAGAAUGAUGAGCUUACCAGGCAGUUGGAGGAGAAAGAAUCUCUAGUCUCUCAGCUAACAAGGGGCAAGCUCUCCUACAGUCAGCAGCUUGAGGAUCUGAAAAGGCAGCUGGAGGAAGAAGUCAAGGCAAAGAACGCCUUAGCUCAUGCAGUACAGUCUGCACGUCAUGACUCUGACCUGCUUAGAGAGCAAUUUGAGGAGGAGCAGGAGGCUAAGGCAGAGCUGCAGCGCAGUCUCUCCAAGGCAAACUCUGAAGUGGCUCAGUGGAGAACCAAGUAUGAAACCGACGCCAUUCAGAGGACUGAAGAACUGGAGGAGGCCAAGAAGAAGUUAGCUCAGCGUUUGCAGGAUGCUGAGGAAGCAGUGGAGGCGGUGAAUGCUAAAUGCUCCUCCUUAGAGAAGACUAAACACAGACUCCAGAAUGAGAUUGAAGAUCUCAUGGUAGAUGUGGAAAGAUCUAAUGCAGCUGCUGCAGCUUUGGACAAGAAGCAAAGAAACUUUGACAAGGUCCUGGCUGAAUGGAAGCAGAAGUAUGAAGAGUCUCAGAGUGAGCUGGAGAGCUCCCAGAAGGAGGCCAGGUCUCUGAGCACUGAACUGUUCAAACUGAAGAACUCCUAUGAGGAGUCUUUGGAUCAUCUUGAAACAGUGAAAAGAGAGAACAAGAUUCUUCAAGAGGAAAUCACUGACCUGACCGAGCAACUCGGUGAGAGUGGAAAGACAGUCCAUGAACUGGAGAAAGUCCGUAAACAGUUGGAACAAGAGAAAACUGAAAUCCAAGCCGCUCUGGAGGAGGCAGAGGCAUCACUUGAGCAUGAGGAGGGUAAGAUCCUGAGGGCUCAGCUAGAAUUUAACCAGGUGAAAGCUGAUAUUGAGAGAAAGCUUGCUGAGAAAGAUGAGGAAAUGGAACAAUCAAAGAAAAACCUUCAAAGGACUAUCGAGACCUUGCAUAGUUCUUUGGAAGCUGAAACUCGCAGCAGGAAUGAGGCUUUGAGGCUGAAGAAGAAAAUGGAGGGAGACCUCAAUGAGAUGGAGAUCCAGCUGAGCCAGGCUAAUAGGCAGGCUGCUGAAGCCCAAAAACAACUUAAAGGUCUACAUUCUCAUCUGAAGGAUGCCCAACUACAGUUGGAUGAUGCUCAUCGUGCCAAUGAUGACCUUAAGGAGAACAUUGCCAUUGUAGAGAGACGCAACAACUUGCUGCAGGCGGAACUGGAGGAGCUAAGGAGUGUCCUCGAACAAACUGAGAGAGGUCGCAAGCUUGCUGAGCAAGAGCUGCUGGAUGUCAGUGAACGGGUGCAGUUGCUGCACUCCCAGAACACAAGCCUUCUGAACCAAAAGAAGAAGCUGGACAGUGAUAUAUCCCAGCUUCAGUCUGAGGUGGAGGAGGCUGUGCAAGAGUGCAGAAAUGCUGAAGAAAAGGCCAAGAAAGCCAUCACUGAUGCUGCCAUGAUGGCAGAGGAGCUGAAGAAGGAGCAGGACACCAGUGCUCACCUGGAGCGUAUGAAGAAGAACAUGGAGCAGACCAUCAAGGACCUGCAGCACCGUCUGGAUGAAGCAGAACAAAUUGCUAUGAAGGGUGGCAAGAAACAGGUGCAGAAACUGGAGGCCAGGGUAAGAGAACUGGAAAAUGAAAUUGAAGUAGAGCAGAAAAGAAGCAGUGAAGCCGUGAAGGGAAUCCGUAAAUAUGAGCGACGCAUCAAGGAGCUCACCUACCAGACUGAGGAGGACCGUAAGAAUAUGGCCCGUCUUCAAGACUUGGUGGACAAGCUUCAACUGAAAGUUAAAUCCUAUAAGAGAUCUUCAGAGGAGGCUGAGGAACAGGCCAACACUAAUCUAAGCAAGUUCCGCAAGCUCCAGCAUGAGUUGGAUGAGGCUGAGGAGAGGGCUGAUAUCGCUGAGUCUCAGGUCAACAAACUGCGUGCCAAGAGUCGUGAUGCUGGCAGCAAGAAAGGAUUUGAUGAAGAAUGAAGCUCAAGACUAUCUCUAAUUCAUUACCUGCUGUUCACAGCAGACUGUCCUUCAUAAUCCCUGUACUCUUUCAUUUUAAUCAAUAAAAUCACUUCCAGCAGCCAAA
Chanos chanos (milkfish) is the source of this 5926-nucleotide messenger RNA. It is a transcript of the gene myh7l, whose product is annotated as myosin heavy chain 7-like. The record is from RefSeq and is a predicted model, not a curated record. The transcript is spliced from 37 exons. NCBI's taxonomy places the organism in Eukaryota, Metazoa, Chordata, Actinopteri, Gonorynchiformes, Chanidae. Gene Ontology annotation, cellular component: myosin filament; cytoplasm; myosin II complex. Bases 1 to 5820 code for a protein of 1939 amino acids. Gene Ontology annotation, biological process: muscle filament sliding; sarcomere organization; adult heart development. Gene Ontology annotation, molecular function: microfilament motor activity; ATP binding; actin filament binding.